AUGAAGUUGUUUGAAUACUUUCACAGCAGUGGCUAUUGUGCAGAGAGAUUGAUAAAUGGUUUAUUGACUAAAGAGCUGACUAUUGGUACAACUUUGCUGGCAUCUUUGCCAACUUACAUGUUUGACGGGAUGAUACAAAACUCUCCGAUUUUGCCAAUUGUAGUUCGCACUGGAAGACUUCGUAAGUCAGCUGGUAGUUCCAUUGAAGAAGAAGUUAAAGAUGUCUGCAGUGAAGAAACAUUAUGGCUUGAAAGAGACUUAGAAGAAUUUCAGUUCCCAGGAACUUCUCACGAAACUCAAAAAAAACAUGUACGAUCAAAAACAUUAUCUCCAGAUAUUGAACGAAGACCUGGUAUUCGUUAUCCCAUUGAUGUUUGGUUCCUUAUUGGUCAGUUUGUUAAACCUGAAGCUGUAAAAGUAUUUGCUUCAAUAUGUAAAGAUUCUUAUUUUGUUAGCAGAACAUACUCAUUUUGGAUAAAUAUGUAUAAAAGACAUUAUCAAGCCGGAGCUCAUCUUCCUCAAAGAUUGCAACCUGAAUGUAUUCAAGCUUCUUUCUGCUUAAAAAUGUCUGUUGUUCGAGCUCUUUAUUACAUGUAUCCCCAUUUUACUAAUCAACUUUCAACUCGUAUGCAAUCAAUGGAUGUGCAUUCCUUGUCAAAUCUUUGCUGUACAUCAAUGUGGCGGGUGCAACAAAAUGGAAAGUGGUUGUUUCACUUUAAAUUUCAAACACCUGUAUCUGCAUCUUGCUGUCCUGUGUCCUUUGGAGUUGUCAUACAGGAUUUAUGGACAGGCAAAGACAGCUAUGAUGGGAAGAGUCAAGAAGCCUAUGUAAAUCAUAAUCCUGAUGAAGGGAGUAAAAUUUUACGUGUUUCUUGUUCUCAUUUUGUAGCUGUUCCACCAUUUGUAAUGGGAAGCCGCCUGUCGGAUGUUCGCAUUAAUUUGACUCAGGACAUGCGUCGCCAGAAAUUGCAAUUAACAUUUUGCUAUGCAAACUAUAGCCAAAAAAAUAAAAGCACAAAUUCAAAAACUGGGGCAUAUGGUGAUGUUGUGGAGUUUGAUCCUGUAGAAAGCAUCGUGAUUCUAAAUUGGUGGCAUCCUCAAUUUCCUACUAGUUUCAAAGUUUAACAUUUCUUUUCUUCAUAUUUCUGCUAAGUUCUGUAUGAAAAUAAUUUGUAAAUUCUGUACUUAUUUUAAAAAUUUCUCAUUUACAAAGGCCAGUAAGAGAAUGUUACUCGCAAACAAUUUUGUGUUUAACGAAAUAUUGCAAUAAAUGUCUGCAACUUUGUGUUUGA
Stegodyphus dumicola is the source of this 1292-nucleotide messenger RNA. RefSeq names its product transmembrane protein fates-shifted (gene fsd). Gene Ontology annotation, cellular component: SCF ubiquitin ligase complex. The record is from RefSeq and is a predicted model, not a curated record. Gene Ontology annotation, biological process: regulation of protein stability. Lineage: Eukaryota; Metazoa; Arthropoda; Arachnida; Araneae; Eresidae.